Pundamilia nyererei is the source of this 975-nucleotide messenger RNA. RefSeq names its product retinol dehydrogenase 7-like. The annotation marks the transcript as partial. Gene Ontology annotation, molecular function: oxidoreductase activity. The record is from RefSeq and is a predicted model, not a curated record. NCBI's taxonomy places the organism in Eukaryota, Metazoa, Chordata, Actinopteri, Cichliformes, Cichlidae. Gene Ontology annotation, biological process: steroid metabolic process. The transcript is spliced from 4 exons. Gene Ontology annotation, cellular component: intracellular membrane-bounded organelle.
GUAAUCCUGUCACACCUGGCCCUAACCUGUGUUUUCCUUCUGGCCACGCUCGCUGCCGUCCGCUGGUACAUCAGAGAUUCCUACAAGGUUGAUGGUUUCAGCCAGAAACAUGUGCUCAUCACAGGCUGUGACAGCGGCUUUGGGAAUCUUCUGGCCAAACAGCUGGACCGAAAAGGUUUCCAAGUCAUGGCCGCCUGCCUCACAGAGAAAGGUGCCGCAGACUUGGCAGCGACUGCCUCCCCCAGACUGAAGGCCUUCCUGCUGGAUGUUACGGACAGCGCGAGCAUCAGGAAGGCGGUGGAGUCUGUGAGCAGAGAGGUCGGAGAGCGAGGUCUGUGGGGUCUGGUGAAUAAUGCAGGAAGAUCGACACCCAUCGGCCCAUCAGAAUGGAUGAAGUUAGAGGAUUUCACAAAGGUUUUGGAUGUGAAUCUGUUAGGAGUGAUUGACGUAACCCUCCAGUUUCUGCCUCUCUUAAAGAAAGCCCGGGGCAGAGUGGUGAAUGUAGCCAGUAUUCUGGGACGACUGUCUCUCACUGGUGGAGGAUACUGCCUGUCCAAAUGGGGAGUGGAAGCCUUUUCUGACAGCCUCAGGAGGGACAUGCAGCACUUUGGUAUUAAUGUGAGCAUCAUCGAGCCCGGUUUCUUCAAGACUAACGUGACCCGCAUUGAUCUUAUUGACGCUAACCUGAGGAGGCUGUGGUCUCGCCUCCCUCAAGAUGUGAAAGACUCAUAUGGAGCUACAUACUUUGAUGAGUAUGUGAAAGCUCAGACCUUCUCCAUGGGACUCUUGUGCAGUCCGGAUAUCUCUAAGGUGACGAGGUGCAUGGAGCACGCGCUGACCGCUCGCUUCCCACGCACACGUUACGCAGCAGGCUGGGACGCAAAGCUUUUCUGGAUCCCUUUGUCCUACCUCCCUUCAUUCAUUGCAGACUUUAUAGUCAAUGUGAUUCUCCCUUCUCCUAAACAAAAGAUGUAA